AAUCACCUCUGUGCCGACUUCUUACUUUGACGUAUUGCCAAAUGUCUUCUAUCUCCAUGUCUUUAGAAAGUGCUAAUAUUGCAAUGACCCACGUAGUGGAAAAUGUAUCAGUACCCAGGAAAUAUCCAUUUGCGGAAAUGCGCCUAGACGACACACACCAGCUAGAUGCUAUUGAAGGACGAUUCACCUGCCCGCAAUGCAAUAGGUCCCGGAAAUUUUAUUGCUACAAUUGUUAUGUGCCGGUUGGAAACGUUACUAAUUUUAUACCACAUGUAGAGAUACCCAUUGACAUAGAUAUCAUAAAGCAUAAAAAAGAAAUUGAUGGUAAAAGUACAUCUGCACAUGCGGCUGUAUUGGCUAAGGAUCGUGUAAACGUGUAUGCCUACCCCGAUAUGCCGGACUAUUCACAAAUGAAUGGUGUUGUACUUAUUUUUCCAGGCGCUAAAAGUCUUACUGUGCCACAACUUUUCGAUCAACGCGUGAGACUAAAGACUGAAAACAAUUACGGUUUGCCAAAGGGACACAAUAUGGGAACCAUGCUGAGAUGGCGUAUUGAUGAAGUAAAAGAGGAGCCAAAAGAGGGUGAAGAUUUUGCAACAGAAAAAGUAUAUACAUAUGGAAACCUGCCUGUAAAGCGUGCGAUAUUCAUUGACAGCACUUGGAACCAAAGUCGUGGUAUUUAUAAGGAUGCCCGCUUAAAGGGCUUACCCACUGUUGUAUUGCAAAACCGGUGUUCACAAUUUUGGCGACAUCAGCGUGGAAGUCCUCGCUGGUAUCUAGCAACAGUUGAAGCCGUACAUCAAUUCCUGUUGGAAGUGCACGUUAAUGCGUGGGGUCUUAAUAGACAUUAUCGUGGUCUGGAUAAUCUCGAAAUCAUUCAAGGCUUUUACGAGACUGCACGCUUAGUGGAUGCCUGUCCAACAAAUAUAGCUCGCGAAGCGCCCUAUAAUGGGCAAUAUGAUAAUUUGCUAUUUUUCUUCGCCAAUAUAUACGAUACGAUACAUAAAUAUUAUGAUCACAAUCAGUUGAAAUCUUAUCGCCGGCCGAUCUAAAAUAUAAAGGUGUUUUAAAUAAAUAAAAA
This is a messenger RNA of Anastrepha obliqua, 1081 nucleotides long. RefSeq names its product tRNA-uridine aminocarboxypropyltransferase 1. Gene Ontology annotation, molecular function: tRNA-uridine aminocarboxypropyltransferase activity. Gene Ontology annotation, biological process: tRNA modification. Lineage: Eukaryota; Metazoa; Arthropoda; Insecta; Diptera; Tephritidae. Gene Ontology annotation, cellular component: nucleus. Bases 42 to 1052 code for a protein of 336 amino acids. The record is from RefSeq and is a predicted model, not a curated record. The transcript has 2 exons.